CGCGCACGCGCAGUGCCCGCGCCAUGCUGCCGCUGCCGCCGCGCCUUCACCUCCUCCUCCGUGAGGGGCUCCCUCCGCUCCCUCAGGAUCCCCCAUCCCCGCACCCUCCUCAGCCCACGCCGCCCUUCACCUUCGCCCCUCGCCGCCUCCGCCUCGGCCCGCAACACCCGCUCUUCGAGGAUGGGGACGUGCACAGGCACCUCUACCUGCAGGGCGUCCUCACCAGCCUCGAGGAGGUGGCCGAGAGACCCAAGGUGUCCGAGUUCAGCUGCCACAUCUCUGGGUGCAGCCAGGUGUUUGACACGCUGGAGGGCUACGAGCACCACUACAACACCCUGCACAGGAAUGUCUGCUCCUUCUGCAAGCGCUCCUUUCCCUCUGGGAAUCUCUUGGAUAUCCACAUCUUGGAGUGGCACGACUCCCUCUUCCAGAUAAUGGCCGAGAAGCAAAAUAUGUACCAGUGUCUGGUGGAAGGCUGCACGGAGAAGUUCAAGAGCAGCAAGGACAGGAAGGAUCACUUGGUGACCGUGCACCUUUACCCUGCUGAUUUUCGGUUUGACAGGCCCAAGAAAGUGAAAAGUGGCUCCAAGCACAGGAACUCUCCCGUGGAGCAGGGUGCCAGCAUGCCCAUGGAUGUGAGCGUGGACAUGGCAGAGCAAUUCCAGGUGAAUCCCGUGGAAACAGAGCCUGAGGAGAACAUGGAGAUCUCUCAGCCUGCAGCCAGCUCUGGCCCCUCACUGCCAGAGAAACGACUCUACAAAUCCAGGAUCCCAUCCACAAUUUGCUUUGGACAAGGUGCCACCCGAGGAUUUAAAGGCCCACGGAAGAAAGUCUGAAGGUCAGUGCAGCAGAUUUGUGCAAGAUGAGCAGGCAUGGAGCCAGUGCCACCAGGGAUAUUUCCAGUUCCCACUCCAUGGAAUGAACCACCCAAACCAAUUAAAGCUCUACCAGCAUUUGGGUCACGGGUUCCUGAUGUCAAACAGAACUGGCACCAUCUGACUGAGUUAAGAAUCCUCAAGAUUUUAGGAAGGGGAACCCAGAACCCAGUGUGGUGAGGUGCUAAGGAAAUUGUCCUGCAGCUGAGGCUGCACAGGAUUGGGUGUUUUAGUUUUUGCCUCUUGGGGAUAAAACACAUAUUCAAGAAGUUACAAGACGACAGCAUGACUGUAUGGAAGCUGGAAUCACUGAGAACAGAAAAUGGGGGAAAAUAACCCCAUCGGUCCUUGGUUCUGACUUUUUCCAUCUCCAUGAAGUCUCUGCAGCCCAGCACCUGCUCUGGAAGGUUUAUCUGGGCUAGGAGAAGUGUGUUCGCAGGGAGUUAAAAUAAAGUGACUUUCAACCCGGUGAAUAAAUAAAAGGAAUUGUUACAAAAUUGCUUCAUAAAGAAUUUAAGUGCUACUUUGAAGCCCAGGCAGGGUCAGAUGUGUGGAAUGAACCUCCCUCCCUCUGCUGCAAAUACUGACGAAAUCAGGUUGGGAUGGAGGUUGUUUUCCCUGUUGCCUUUCCUUUCCUUUGUAAUCUCAUCCUCCUGGAAAAAGCUGGAAACACAGAGCCACUGGUUUUGGGGUCCUAGGGAAUCUUGACACUCAAAAAUUGUGCAUAAGGGGAAAAAAAGAGGUUUCUGGAACAAUGUUUAUCCAAGAAGCUUAGGAUCCAUAAUUGCAUUUUUUCCCUUCCCCCUCUCUGUGAGGAAUAGAAGAUCAAAGGGGCUUUGAAAAAUCCUUGCAAAUGGGAGCAGGGAAUGAUGUUUACGGAGAUGUAGGAGAUUUCCCAAUGAGUUUUAAAAAGCUUCGCUCUGUUUAAAACUCAUCCAGCUUGUCCAGCCCUAAUCCCUGCUCCGUGGGCGCUGGAGAGUGCUGCAGGAAAACCCUGCAGCCUCACGAUUGCCCAGGGACCAAAAAUCACUUCCCAGCACUAAAGCCCAGAAUGAGGCUUUUUUUCCCCACACUGGGAUAUCUGGGAAUGGGGAGCAGGCUCUGUGUUGCUGGUGAUGCCUGCAGGCUUAGGCCUGUGAUGGUACAAAGGUCAGGCAGCAGCCCAGGCUGCUCUUGCUUAUGUGUUUAGGUCCACGAGUCCUAACCUUUUUCCCAGAGUCCAGGGUUCCUGAGUGCCUCACCUUGCUAUUGGAAAAAACACACUGAAGUUGCAGUUACAGCCUCAGGGCUCCUGGCUGACUCUCUUCUGGGCCACCAGCUUUUCCCAGAGUCCAACAAAGUAUUUCCCAGCUGGCAGUGGCUGUCAAAAAUCCUUAUUUCAAGCCAAAACUUGAAUUUCCCAUCUCUCCAGAGAUCAUGCACUGGCAGGAAGACAUGGACCUGUCUGCCUGGUGGGGUGCACAGGCUGCCAUCUCCUUGAGCAGCAGGACCUGGAUCCACCCAGUGCCACCAGAGAGGGACUUGGAUCCACCCAGUGCCACCAGAGAGGGACUUGGAUCCACCCAGUGCCACCAGGGAGGUGUGGGCCGGGCCGCCACGGGCCGGGCAAAGUGCGAGGCAGGUGUGGCAGGAGACAGCCACGGACAGGACCAUGGGACUCCGCAGUGUGACCAUCCUGCUGGGCAUCGCCCUCCUCCUGCUGGCACCUGGCAGCACCCAGGCUCUGAGCAGCUCCCGAUGGAAGGACCUGGCCACGGAGCAGGACUUGGCUGAGGAAAUCAUCCUGGGCGUAGAAGCCAACGAGCCAUCAGAGGGUGAACCUGGUAUAAAGGUCUUCUCCAGCAGCGCCUGGGCUCAGAGGGCCCCACCCCAAGUCCAGCAGCCCCAAGAUGAUGCCAGAGAGGCCAGUGCCCGUGUGCCAUUCUGGAUGCUGGCCCCAAAGGUGCAGAAUGGCCCGGAGGAGGAUCGUGACUACCUUUACCACCCUGAGGAUAAUGCCAGGGAGGAUGACAUCUACAAGCCGCUCCGGAUGCUGUCUGUGGCGGUGCAGAAUGACCCCGAGGAGGACCGUGACCACAUCUACCACAGCUGAGUGGAGAUGUGCCCGGGCUGUGAAGUGAGGGUUGGGAUUUCCUGGGGAAAUUUGCCCCUUCCCACCCAGCCUUGAGCCUCAACAAUAAACCCACUCCCCUCUGCA
Cyanistes caeruleus (blue tit) is the source of this 3072-nucleotide messenger RNA. RefSeq names its product zinc finger protein 511 (gene ZNF511). The record is from RefSeq and is a predicted model, not a curated record. Lineage: Eukaryota; Metazoa; Chordata; Aves; Passeriformes; Paridae.